AGAGCAAGCACUAUGAGAACAUACAGAGCUGCAUGUAAAAAGGCCUGUGGUUGCUCUAUGUAGUAAACGCAUAAAACCAGUAGGUGGCACCCAAACCUCAACUGGAGCUAAAUAUAUAAAUAAAUAAAUCUAACCUGCAGUUCCCGGAUGUACAGUAGUGCUGCACCUCCCCCCGUCGCCUCAUCUCUCCUCCCCUCCGCCACCGCCUGCUUGUCAAACGAGCCUCCUCCUCCGCGUACUGUCUCCUCCCAGCGGGUCUCCCUCCCUUUGCUACUGCAGUGAAAGCCUCGGUAGAGGAGAGAGACACGGAGAAGAGAGCCUGAAGCUGACUAUAAAGCUAGAACGAAACCUCAGAGAACAGCAACAACCUUGUUUUCUUAUUUUGUGUUUCUCGCCACAGUUCGGGCGGCCUUCAGACUCCCCCCUCCCCUGUUGAACCUCCUUUCUGAUCACUUCAGCAGGAUUUCAUCAUCCGACCUGCAAGAUGGUAAGCAGCCACGGCUCUUAAUUUCACCCUCCGCCGAGUGGUAAACACACCACUGGUCAGGCCUGCAUGUCAGUGUGUCGAAUAGUGUGGCGUUUGAGCAGGUUGUUUUGUCGCGGUAAGCGCUUUGCUGUGAGUUUACAGUCGACAGUGUGGAGCUCCGUGAAGAAGGAAACGCUUUCCUCACCCACUUUUGGCUCCCUGUCGCGCGCUCUGUGCAACACCCCGGGGCUGACAGUCGCCUGAAGCCUGUGGCCCAGAUAUUUCUUUUACCUCCUCGGUACUCUUAUUAGCAACGAGGCCUGUGCAAAUUAGUUUUCAUGACAAAAAUGCACGCUAGGGAGGCCUGGGCUGGUGACUAAAUGUGUCUCAUUAUUACACACAGACAGGAAAAUGUAACGUACGCUCAAGUUACGGAUCCACACUUCAGUUCUCUCCACAUUUCUCUGUUUUGUAGCUCGCGUGUCACCAUGUUUAUAGUUGCAACAUUGUUUCAACGGAGCCUAUGGACUUUUAUAAAUUUGUGACUAUUUACAGCGGGUGGCGAAGAGACUGUCACUACACUCAGUUGGCUCGUGUUGUCAAAAUUAAUCGGUUAGUUGACCUGAUACAUAAUUAUAAAUCUAUAUUUGAGGGUGAGUUGCCUAGUAACCGUCAAGCAUCCAUGAAGUGACCAGUAGGGGUGGACCUGAACGGACAGCAACGUCCAGGCCUGGGUCCUACUCCGCUUGAAGGAGGUUUAAAAGUGACAUGUUGACAGUAAGGGCGUUGCAGGCAGCCCCCCCCCCCCCCUUUUUUUAUAACACUAAAACUCCUAACCUUAUCCCACACCGACCGUUCAACACACACACUCACUCCUUCCCAACUGGCUAUUGAUUAAACACACCCUCACUCAUCAAUUUUCUGUUAUUGUUGAUGCCCUGCAUACAGUUAUGGGAGCGAUCUGUUUACUAGCUGCCCCCUGUUAAAAUCAUUGCAAUUAAGGUUUAUAUGUGGUGUAAAAUAAAUGUCCAACUUUUGUAACAGCUGGUCUGAAGUGCAUCCAUAUUUGCUUAGUCGUUUCUUAAGAUAGUUUGAUUCAUUUUGGGAGCAGCGUAGAAUUUGGUUGCAUCACUGGUCAUUUAUUUUCAUCUAUUCGAUGGUCUGCCUUUCAUCCCAAACAAUUUGCCCAUAACUGGGGCUAAAAUGGACUGUGACACAUAUACAGUAGCCUAUACUGUGUCAUUGUACAUGUUUUCAGUAACAUGCUGGUUCAGCAUCCGUUUUUACAGUAAAUAGUGUGCAGAUAUAGCUCAGAGUGAAGAGUCAAGGAUGAUGUUUUGUUGUAUACCUGUCACAAUAACAAAAGAUUACUCUAAAGUGAGUUUAAAAUAACCAGCACUGACUGUGACACAAUAAUUUCUGACACUAUAAAAAAUAAAUUUCCACAUAUACUUGCAGCACAGCAUGGAUAACUUCACUGAGACUAUUCUUCUCCCAUUUCUGAACUUGCACUUAUAACUACAUGUGACAAAGAAAGAAAGAACUUUAUUUUAUCGUAUCAAAAACAAAUGUUCUUCAGCAGAUGUCAUGUAACUUCUUACACAUUGAACUGUGACUCAGAUCUCAUUAUUGGUAAAGCUCAUGUGACAAAUGUCAAGUCAAAUCUCAACAAAAUCAGAUUUCAAGAUUUCUCAUAAAAAACUAAUAAAUCUUUUGCACCAACAGUUCAGUAGGAGAGUGAGUUCACCUGUGGCCUUGUUUUAGAAGUAUGUCAGUGAGUAACUCAAUAAAACAGUUUCUGUGUUGGUGAGCUGCUAUACCAGAGGCUCAUGAAUCAAAGUUGGCGUCUUUGAGGGUGCAUAUUAUGAUGCAUUCAAAAGGGCUCCUGAAAAAAAAACACAUGCUAAGGACCUGGAGCAUUACCUGGCCUGGACACAGAAUCAAAAUUAACAUAUUAAAUGUUGGCUUCCUGCUGUCUUAUGAUUGAGACAUGAACAGUGUGUUCUGAGGAGUGCUAGCUUACCUGUAAUUUGUCCCAUUUGUCCCCUCAGCGGUCUCAUCUUUGUGCCAGAGGGACGACACUCUGGGCAUGCAUGUCAUACAGAUAGUGUGCCAACUUAUGUCCUGUCAGAAUGUAUUCUUCUCCGCUGCAGGGGGAGGUUGGGGGCAGGGACGCACAGUUGCUUAAGCAUGUAGUGGAAUGAUCUGAUGCUAAGGAGACCAUAUGCUGCCUAGCAAUCAAGCACCACCCACAUAAGGAUCGAGCUGGAGCUAAUGUAAAAGAGAUAAAAGCCACAGCAAACCACCAGUAGAAGUGAUGAUCAACACCCAGUGAUCCACACUGCACUUCCAACCAGCCCACUCAAUCUGGAUUUAUUCUCCUCUCUGGCCGUCGCACACCGCUGCAGUGUUCAGCUUGUGCUGGAGCCAACAGUCAGUCACAGACACAGGCCAAACUGUAGUUCAUUUUGUCAUUAAAAAUCUAUUUGUCUGGUGCAUCAGCGUCUGACAGCAAUGACUGGAAAAGCUAAAGCUCGCCUCUGUAAUUACUGGUAGGAACAGGAUGUUUGGGGGAUUGAAAGCAUAGGAGACUGUACAGUACAGUGCUUAAAGUUGGAAAGGUCAAAGUACCUCUGAGGAUGAUGUGGAAGGAAGUCGUUCUAGUUUUGUAUUUAUUCUGGUAUAUGUUAGAAAAUUACAUUACACAUGCUAGAAAGGGUAUUUUAGUGCUGUGUUCAAACAGUCCUAAGGAGCCCAUUUUACUAUCUCAAUCAUGUGCUUUAGCAUCACACACUAUUUAAAUUACAAAUGACUGUGCAACUGCAAAGGUUUUAAUGUACAUCGAAGCCAUAACUUAAAGUUAUAAUGUCUUUUUGAAUAUCCUCAGGAUAUGUGUUACACUACAGUACUUGUUUAGUCUUGUGUGGAUCUUCUUCAAGCAGGAAUUUUGGCACACUUGUUCCUCUCCCUCUUUAAGUCUCCUCACGCUCAAAGCUUGCUUUCAGCUAACCUACUGUAUGAAGCUUUGGGUAGCUGACAGCUUUCUGGGAUGUCAGUUGAUUGGCCAGAUCUGAUUUGAUCUUAGUGAUCAUAUUAGACAUCAGUGCCAACAAUAUCUCUGAUUACACAUGUAGAAAGUGCCCACUCAUGCUGGGGGAAUCGCGAGGCUAAGGCUUGGGUUAAAGUAGUCACAACUUAAAGAGCUGAAAACAACUCCGCAGGCUCUUACACACACCUCCUACAUUGUUGUGAAAAGUAAAGGUACACAGAAAGUCAAAUAAAAAGUAGGAAUGUGAUCACCUUUGAGAACAACUUGCAUCUAAAUCUAGAAAGCAGAUAUUUUGGGGAAAACCUUUGCCACAGUAAUGGCCACUUGUCAACUCUUUAGUAGUUCAUCUUUACAUCUAGGGCCCCAGCCAAUGGGCCAAAUGUUUACACACUGAAAGCAGCAACAGGAAACGUGUUUCUAAAAUGUUUUCCUCCAGCCAAGCCAACCCUUUCAAACUUUUUUGAGGAUGCAUGCAUUGCAAUGGCUCUGAAAAGACAUGUUAUUAGGCAGUUGUAGUUUCAAUGAAACUAACAAAAACAAGCCACAUUAAAAAUGUUACUGUCUGCAGUGUCCUAAACAGAGAGCAGCUGGGGCAAUCCACCCUUUUUAUACUAUGAAACACUGAUGGCGUGGGCUUAAGGGAUGACUGAUGUAAAAAAAUCUAAAUAGUAUAUCCUGAAUGUAGUUUGAUAAACAGUAUAGCCUCAUCACCACAGGGUUAAUGCAUAAGAAGAUUAGACAUUGUUAUUUUACAGAGCAUCAUGGGGCCUCAAAAAGCCUUUAUAGGUAAGCCAGAGCAGGGGAUGGAAAUGGCUGAGAGGAUUAGCUCUGCCAGAGUUCCUUCAGGCUGCUAAGAUUUUGAUAAUUAUUUUCAUAUUUGCACUUGACUUCUUAAUCUGGCUCAGAUCCUUGACACACACAUGCACACAUAUAGAGAGACGUAGGUAAACACACACACACACACACACACACACACACACACACACACACACACACACACACACACACACACACACACACAGGUAAUAAUUGUAAAGUAGAAUUACAUGUGAGAAAUGAUGCUUUGAGAGAAAAGAAAGUACUUAAGCCUGUGCGAAGACGAAGGAGACUGCAAUGUUAUAUCGGCUUAGUCCAAUUCCCACACAUAUAUCCUAUUGCCUCUCAUCUGUGUAAUAGUGUAAUAGGUUUUUAGUGAUAUAGUGUCAGCUGGUUGUAUCCUGGCUUUUGUUUAGGCCAAAAAAUGGAUGGCUGAAUUCUUUUAAAUACUAAUUUGAGUGUGCUCAGCUUUGAACUUUGUGGUUACUCUGGAGGGUUGAGAAUGUUUAUCAUAAAGCUUGGCUAUAUGGCGAGCAGACACAUCUGUGUGGAGGAGGGGAGUGCUGUGAUCUCUGAACCCUGCAACCAGCAGGCAAGUUAUCAGGGAGAGAAUGCUCGCACAAUAUGCUUUCCUCUUUGACGAUGUGUCCAUAACAUUGAUGGUGUGGACAAGGAACUUCAGCAUGCUGAGUGACAAUCAGCACAGUGGACCAGCAUUAUGCUGUGCUAAUGUCCCAUGGUUGGAGCACACAUACUUAGACAUGAGCUUUAACUGCACUUCCAUGAACCUGUUAUUUCUGUCUCAGGUGUUGAUUCAAAUUGGUCUUUUUGUCACAUGUAGCCAUGUAACCACUUAAAUUUGCAAGUUUUGGUACCGCGCUUCUUUUUGUCCAAUGUUGCCAUACCGAAAUCUGAAACAUCCCCAUAUAACAGUUGCUCUUCUCGGUUCGCCCACCAUGUUCCCGCUCAUCGGUGUCCAUGCUGGUCACUCUACAUGACCAACAAAGUCACAGAGUGUAGCUAAUGGAUGCUACCAGACUCAAAGAGGAGCGGUUGUAAUGCACAAUUAUUGAAUUGCAAAUUACUGCCUUUUGGGCAAGUAAUCUCAUUUUGUGAUCGUAGUUGCAAUUAAUUGUGCAGGACUUGCAGAUCAUUAAAUUAGAAAAGAAGAUUUUUUUCACUAAAACAAAUGGAAUACGAUUGGUUCUUGAAAUUCAUGUACUUAACUGCUCAUUGCUUACACAUCACCCUAUAGUUCAUUAAAGGGAUAUUCGGGUGUAAAAUAAAGUUAUGGUCAAACACACCAUAACACUGAGUUAGACACCCCCUCGUGAGAUGAAUGUUGCAGACUGCUUGCUUCCCUAGUUAUACCAACUUCAGCAACGGCCGCACAAUAACAAUAAACUUUCACAGAGUGCAGCGGAGUUUCGCAGCUCAAGGAAAAACAUUUCUGAUUAUUACUUCAUGGAAAUGCAAUCAGACUGAGUCACGAAGGCAGAAGAACUACCACGUCAGCAGUGAAAAAUGAUUAUUAUGAUGAUUAUUACUUCAUGGAAAAGAGCCGCUGCACUCAGUGAUUGACUUAUCAGGGCUCCCCCACAAACAAGCCGCUGCUAGAGGUGAGUGGGUGAGUUGUGUUUGGUCUCUCUGCUAAAGAAACCAGGCAAAGCUAAAAAGCUGUUUUGUGGCUUGGACCCUAUAUGUACUGUUGAUGAAGUUAGGUGCUGUUCUGAGCAUUAUUUGUGGCUAUAGAGUGGCUUUUUAGUUGAGGUUUGUGUGCGGAGACAUAGACUGCUGUGUUGGUAUAACUAGAGAAGCAAGCGGUCGGCAACAUUCAUCUCUCAAGUGGGGGGUCUAACUCAGUGUUAUGGUGCGUUUGACCAUUACUUUAAUUUACACCGGAAUAUUCCUUUAAGGUUUCCUGUAGAAAUAAGAGAUUUAUCAUGUGCACUUCAUAGUAUCAACCCCAAAAGCUUGCUCUUGUGGUUUAAGUUAUAUAUGACCUGUAUGACCACGUAAAAGCCUGAGGAAGCAUUCUGAACAUUUGCUGCCCAUCAUACUUUGCCAGUUCAUUUAGUAGUAGAGUGAGACUUCUUAAAUAACGAUAUGCUUAGCAUACAAGAGAAUAUGCUGCCAACACCAACUGAGGCAGGAAUUGUGAGAGAGAGCUUUUGACGCAGACAAAAGUAUUGACUCCUUACACCUUUGCCUGUCUGCUUGGCAGAGUAAAUAUUGAUUUAUUUAUUUUUUAAGUCUAGUACAAUACACGGAUUUGGAUUUGCUGGCAGCAAUGCAGAGACAUAUUCUAGUAAGUGUAAUGUCAACACAGUAGGACCACACGCACACACGCACACACACACACACACACACACAGACACACACACACACACACACCCACACACACACUCAGAUCUGGUUUUUGCUGUUAUUUUCUAAAAGAGAUUUAUGCAAGUUGUCUCUAAUACUAACAAAUUCACAUUCCCAAAUCCUCAUGUGAUGAGAUUUACUAACCUUAAAUGAAGGAGGAAAAUGUAAUGAUGUGCAAUGCCCUGAAAUUAGGCAAACAAGGCCUCUUAUCAAAGGCAGCUUGUCCUCCCAACAAAAAUGAGCAGGGAUGUGAAUGUACUGCUCUUUCUGCUGCCUCAUGUCACAACUGUGCCCUUGACUAUAGCACCUAGUCCCAAAACUGGAGCCUCCAGGUGUAUAAGUCUGAAUCUCUUUGACAAAGGUGUAAGCUGAAAAGGUACAUUUGUUCCCAGCACACCUGCCUGCAGUAAGUCUAUUUAAAGGUGAGAUGAUAAAUCUCACCUUUGAAUCUCAUAGGGCUGGACGAUUGUGGCAAAAAUGAUAAUCACAAUUAUUUUGACUGAUAUUGAAAUCACAAUCAAUAAACUCAGUUAUUUAUUAAUGUCAAAACUUGAGUAUUUAUUGAACCAACAAAACAUAACUUUAAAUAUAACUAAAAAGAACAGCCAGAAUUAAAUAAGUAACAAGUAAAAAAAUAAAAAUCAAUCAGCACUGUGAUCGCCAACGAUAAAUUGCUAAUUCUAAUACUCAGCACAGGUGCUCCACGGUGCAGCACCCAUGUGCGCACACAUAUAUUGAUACAUAUGAGUCCGAGUUAGAGCCAAAUAUAUAUAAUAUGUAAAUAAAAUAAUAAGUUAAACCUAACUUUUAAGGUGUAGCGGUGGCAGUGCGCCACAAUCAGUUGCUUUUAGGGGAAACCCUGAAGUUGGUCGUGUUGCCUUGGGGAGCUGACACGACAGCGUGACUAACUUUGCAAACAAUUUCCUUUGGCUCAACCUCCAUCAAAUUGAAGCCAAAAUGUCUCUGAAGUUGUCCUAGUUUUUUCCUCAACCAAAGGCUGCCUUUCUGCCAUGUUUUCAAUCACUCGCUCCUCAUAUUAUUGAUCCACACACGCCACACGCUUGUUGCAGCUGCAUGUAACAGGAAUGUAUUCAAGGUGUUUUUCCAGUACAGGAACUUACAUACAUGUCAUACAGUGCGGCGCAUUCAUCGUUUUUCUUCGGUAAUAAUGUCUCUAUGAUCAUAGGAAGCCAAAGUCGAAAUCAUGAUUAAAAUUCAAUUAAUCCUCCAGCACUACUAAGUUAUGUAUCCAAAGUUGAGAUGGAUCUUAUGUCUUGAGCUUUUGAAUAAAGAUUCCUCCGAUGGUUUGUGUCACUUUAUAUGUGAAAACCUGAGUCAGUCUACAAAACAAAGAUAAAUGAAAAAGUUCACUAGCUUUUCAUCUAUCUACAAUCUAUAGAAGACUUAUCACAGAAGGACAACUUACUUCUAAUCAAAUAAGUUUCUUCCUAUUGUUUGACUUUGCCAAUUUUAAAGAGUGAGAACAUGAUACGGUUUCGGUGCUCCAGUCCUGCAUACUAUGACUGAGUUCUGCAGAUCUAUUAUUAGCUGGGUUUUUGGGUCGGCCAUAGUGUGGCUGCUGAACCAGGGACAGUGCCAGACUUGUCAUUAUGCAAAACAUGUUUUGUGUGCUAAAGCCUAAUUGAUUCUGAAUGAACCAUGCAUUAUUGAUGAGCCAACAUGGGUCUCUCUCUGUCUCUGUCUCUCUCUGUCUCUCACACAAACAUUCACACUCUGCCCCCCCCUUUCAUAUUCAUCUUUGUUCAUGGAAGAUUGUGUCACCUCUUUUUCGUCACUUUUAUUAUCCUCCCAUCUUAGAGCCCCUCCUUCAGCAGCUAUGUAACAGCAUUAGCAGCUGCUGGGAGUAGUUUGUUAUAGAAGACAUGACAGAGAGUUACUUCUGACCCCAAGUUAGCCACAUCAGUGACCCAAAGCAGGCCUUAGUUAGUAAACCUGUAAUCCUCAACACCAAAUCUGCUUUGCUGUAAGUCUCUUUACCUCCAAAGACCCUACAGCAACUUCAACAACAGAGGACAUUAGAGAUGUAACUGGCAGUGUGCAUUCCCAAGACUCAUUCAUGAAAUAAUUUGUUGAUACAUUUUUUAUUUACAAUUGUAAGGUUUAAAAAAAUAGUCCAUAUUUAUGAAAGCAGAAAAAUAGAAAUUUUAAAAGUGGUUUUAAAAUGUUUUAAAAAAUCAAUUUGACUCUUUAUGGUGAAACACCAUUUGUGUGAUUACUCAUUUCAUUGAUUUCAUCUGAUCUGACAGAUUCAUACAUCACUCAUUACUUUUUGUUUGACAUGCCUGCGCUUUGCCAGAGCUGCAUACAUUGUGUGUGAUGAUUGACAGGCAUUCAUAUUCAAACAAAGGUAGCUAGCAGUAUUAAAGCUGUGCAUGAUGCAGAUUGAAUGCACAGUCUUUAUUGUACUUUAUUAUUAUUUUUUUGUUUAACUCGUGCUUUUUGCAGGUAUGGCUCUGAUCUUUCUGAAAGAGUUUUGGAGUGAUUUGCACAGAUUUUUAACACCUUUAAAAACAAAUACAUUAUCUUCAGUUAUGAAAACUGUUUCAUGAGUAAAUCUCUGAGUGCUGCUUCCCUGUAUUUCUCAAUAUGGGACACGUUUUUACAACUGAAUGGAAGGAGGAGUCUCGGUUUAUGUUGUGUUACACCACCUACUUUCUCUGCAUGGUGCAGGUAAGGUAGUUAGGUGUGUCCUGUGGAGUUUUAUCUUUACACUGACCACACCUUUGUUUGCUGUGGUGUAAUGUUGAUAUCUAUAGCAGAAAGUUAUUGACUCUAAAUGUGAGAGUAAGUCAUUUUCUUAUUGUAGUGCAAACCUAAGAACCCCCUACACCCCUACCCUCCAAAAAGGACAUGAACGACAACCUUAUUCUUUUUUACAUGCUGAAGGUGCAGAGAUAGCCUUCCCUUGAACUUGAGAGCGCUGAUUUCCACAGCUGCAGCUGCUGCUCUCUAUCUGAGUUACAUCUGUGUGUUGAAGCCAACAAAGUUUUCCCAUGCAGGAUCAAUAUGGUAUUGCAAUGUCACAAUUACCCUCAGAGCCUCAUAGUCAAAGAGAAGCCCAACCCCCUGCUUGGUAGAGUCAUGUGUUGUGCACUUCACUAUGCACUCCCCUCUGAAAACCUGUGAGUCCCUAAAAGAAAACCAUGUUUGUCGCUCCUCAUCACUCCUCAGCUGUAGCAAGUUGUCUCUGCUCUCCUGAUAGGGUGUCAAAUGUUAAGUCGUUCUCUUGGCUAAUCCCGUGUCACCUCUUUCUCCUCACUGCUCUUAAAAUACCACAACUUCUCUGAUGUAAGUCUGCUGUUGUGUAGCAGUGCUGUGAUAAGCGAGAGGAUGACACUGUAGCCAUACAGUUCACAGUGUUUGGUGUGUCUGUGUGUCACCCACAUCAUGAAUUAUUAACUGUCUUUUCCUGUAUUUCUAUCCUUUAGUCUUAAGCACAGCAGGAGGAGAGCUAUGUUUGUUUCUUGACUAUUACUUUCAAACUAGUAAACCAGAAAGAGGCUGUUUUGUACUUUAGUUUGUUAAGGGUCCAUCGACUCGACUCAAAUCUCCUCAGCAUUCUCAGUGUUUGCGUUUCUUCACAAAGUGAGCUGGAGUGCUGUGGCUUUGAUUUGAAAAGUCAUUGUCGCAGUUUUGAGCCUUAUGUCACAUGACUUGUCAUCUUAUUGACUGACUGUUUUUUUUUUUAGACCUGUCAGCUGAUGAUAGCAACAAUUUAGUUCACCUGUGAUCUUGAAACUGCGCAUCGUUCAUCUUUGGACUUGUUUAUUGGAUACACUUGUUCAGAUUGCGUGGCCAUUUUUUGAAUUCAGUCACAGUUUGAUAUUCCUAGAUGGAGCAACAGAACAUUUCCGGUCGAUGAAUAACAAGCCUAGAGCAUCUCUCCCACUCUUAGCUCUAGGAUCCCCCUUCCGUCAUCCCAUCCUCCCCGCCCCUCUGCAACAGGGACUCCAACCCGGCAUCCCCUCUGAGCACUCAGCCUCACUCUGCCAACAAUCAGACUCAGGCUCAGUGAACACUGCAGUGCUGGAUGGGAAAGGAUGCGGAUGUGACUGCUGAACAUGAGCCAACACCAUACACACAAACACUUGCACGCGCACACACAACACUGCCAUGCUGUGUCUACAGAGCCCAUACGUUUAUUGAGCAUUUGAUGCCGUGCAUUUCAUGAGGUCUGAGUGACACAUUGUAUGGAAAUGUUCACAGUAGCUUCAGGGCUGUUGUCUGGCUUUAAUUGUUUGCAAUACACACUUUCCUCCUUGCACAUGCAAAGACUUACAAGCAUGAGUAAAUAUACACAAAGGAUUAAACAUGCAACAACUGAAUACACAAGCCCUGAAAUGAAAAAGAUUUCUACAGUUGGCCAGAGUAAUGAUUCUGUAUCUGCAUUUCCUUAUAUUCAUCUGUUAUUAUGGGGGUUGACAAAAUAAACCGUGGAAAGUGUUGAAUGAGCUUUGGGCAUGUUGAAUGAUGAUGCAGUUUUUUUUUUUCUCUUGAAAGUAGAACAAAAGGGUUUAUAAAUGCUUAGCAAUGUUCAGAAUUCAUGAUCAAUUUUAUUUCACAUAUGAACACCUUGAAUAUUAUUAGAUAAACCCAGUAUGGAAAAUGCUCAUUUAUGUUGCAAAAGCCUCAAGGUUUGUAUUUAAAAACAAUGAGCGUUGUGAUUAAAAAUUGUAUAAGGAUAUUAUGGUAGAAAGUACAUGUGGCUCUUUGCUGGUGUUGUUAGGUGCUGCAGUGUUUGGCAGACACUCUGUGACAAAAGCCAUCUGAGGGAUUUACAUAUGCAGUUUCAGAAAGAUCCAGAUGUUUUACCUUGAACAAUAAAAAGAGCUGCACGUCAAAAAACUCAUGCAUGGUUGCAGAAAGCCUCAGCAUGACUCAGCAGUAAUGAUUUGCUUUUACAAGAACUACUAGACUGCGACUGUCUUACACCACACAUGUAAAGACAACCAAAGGACCAUGACUAGUUGCAGUAGGGUUCAACUACUGUUCCUUUUUUUGGGCCAAUACCGGUACCAGAUAUUAGUAGUUCAUAAGACCAAUACCUGAUAUUUUGGAUAGAUAUGCAUUGACAGUAAAAUUAAUUUUGAAUUACAAAUGCUAGCAAAACUCUUCCUAAAUGUUUUAAUACAUGUAAAAUAAUAAGAAAUGAACUAACACGUUUGACACCAUUUACAGAAGUAAACAGUAAACCAUUCAUACUUCCAUGACAGAAGAGUCACAUGAUCAUUUGAGUUCUAGCUAAUCAGUUAAGUGUUGUGGGCGGGACAGUAGGUCAUAUUAAGAAAAGAUUAAGGAAGAGACUCACUGUUUCCCAGUUUUUACUGGUAAUGGAGUUGGAUUUAAAUGUUCAGGGCAUGGAAAUAUGUUCAUGAGAGCUGGUUUGCAUUUUGUUUUCAAGAAGGCUUUUGAUCUCAAUGAAACUAUUGUCAAAAAGCAAAUCUGACUAAAUGUGUUUAAAUGAAAACUUCAAAUAUGUUGCAGAUAAUUUGAUGGCCAUGGUGCACACUAGGUGUUUCCUACUAGAAUAUAGAAACUCACUCUACUAUUUCUCCCUCUUUUUUAUAGGGAAAUGAAGCCAGUUAUCCCCUGGAGAUGUGCUCACAUUGUAAGUAUUUUUCUUUUUCCAGUUUAACAAGACUUAAUUUGUUUGGAAAAUAUGAGCUUGUACAUUUUAGCGUGGUUACAUUGUCUCGUACAUGAAUUGGUUGACUGAAGUAGCACUCCAGCUUUUUUUGUCUAGUUCAGUCUUUUUUUGCCUGCGAAGUUUGGAGAGCCUUGCCUCUGAUUUUCUUGAGUGAUAAAGAUGAAUUUUACAAUGGUUUGCUGGUCUUACAAAGCAAGUUUUUUAUCAUCCCUUUUUUAUCUGAGCUGAUAUUUUAAGUACAACAGUAUUAAGUUGUAUAUUGUGAUGCAUCAUGUAGUUUUGCAAGGCAUGCAGAAUUAAGUGGAAGGCUUUAAGAGGAGAACCAUAAGGCAUAAGGGAAAAUGAUGUCAAUGGCCCAAACUAGUUUGGGUCUGGAAGUGGUUUUUGACCCUCUUUCCUGAGUGAAUAUGUAAAAGGCUUUCCACAGAGACUUUGUCUUCAGAAGUCAAGAUUAAAGGAGGCUCAUCUCUCUGUGAGUGACUGUGUGAGGUAUAGCUCAACUAAUGCAGAAUAAUGUUCCUUCCAUUUCAUUUUCUAUAUAACAUGGUUAAAUCAAAAAGUUUGGAGAACCUGAAGAAACCUGCAUAAAAAAAGACAAGGCCCAAAACCAGUACUGGAUAACCAUGAAGUUUGGGCCCUCAGACAGCACAGCAUCAAACACAGAUAUUACACUGCAGGUUCACUUACACAUCUGGGAGAGUACAAUAGUGCUGAAAAAUAUCCAGACUUUUGAGCAUGUGUGUGUGAGAGGGCAUUUUUUAAAGAUAUUGAAGACAUUAAAUUUAAAACAAGCAUCUAUAUAUUUUAAAAAGGAUUUGUAGUGUUUAUGACAUUCGCUUGCUCUAGUUUUCAGCUUCAUCUAAAAACCCAACUCUUGUAAUUUUCAUGGUCCUGUUUACAAGAUGUGUGCCCUGUAAACAUCUUUCUGCUCUCAGGAGGGGAGGAGAAAUGACUCACGUUUAGUUUUUGUACAAGUCCAUCACUCUGUACCUGCUAAUACACCAACAUGUAUCCUCAGAGAUGAAGAUGUCUUUUUCUUUCUUUCUUUCUUUCUUUCUUUCUUUCUUUCUUUCUUUCUUUCUCAGUUUGGUUUAAAUGUCAGCAUUUAACCCUGCAGUGCUGUGGGGGAAUGUGGCUUUUGGAGGGGGUUUGUUGCUACUUGUGCUACUUGUGCUCAUUGAGGACAGGACAGGACUCUCUGUAUCUUUAAGGGACCAUGCAUCUGUUUGGAGUGACUCAACCUUUCUUCAAAUCAGAGCAACGUGUUUGGUUUGACUGUGGCUGAGCGCAGUGGCAGCUUAACAGAUAGGAUGUGCUCAAAGGGAGUAGCCGAGGAAAGAAGAAAGAGAAAAUGUAGACUUUAAUUUUUUGAAUACAAAACCCGGUUAAACAACUUUUGACUUCAGUUAAGAUGACAUCAGACAUCAGCACCACAGUUAAUAGUUUCACUGUUUGGGCAGGGGAGUUUUAAACAUAUUGCUGUACAUUUAAGAGCAGUAGGGGAGAGUGGGGCAAGUUGAGCCAAAGGGUAAGAUAAGCCUACCCCUGUUGCUUGGAAAUGGUACAAGAAAUUGAUCAUGUGACCAACUAUAUAGGAGAUGGGCAUCAAUUCAUGGAGUCUGUGAAGGUUAGAAGCACAUGGGUGAAGGGGUUAGACUAGGCCUGUCACGAUAACAAAUUUUGCUGGACGAUAAUUGUGCUACAAAUUAUCGCCGAUAAACGAUAUUAUUGACACCGUUUUUUAAAUUAUAGAUAAUGAUAUUAUAUGGCAUAAUAAUGCGAGUACACCAUGUCAAAAGUGAUAAACUUUAAUUUCCACACGAGAACAACACUGGUUGUUUUCGUUGACUAAAAUAUUUCCCUUUUCUCCCACGACGAAGACGUAACGUUGACGAGCUAAACAAAAGUCGGAGAUGACUAAAAUGUGACUAGACGAAAGUGCGUUUACGUUGAUGGGACGAGACGAAAAUGACGAACAGAGUUGCAAAACUCAGUCAGUUAAACGCUAAACAUAUAGGAGCAGCUUCAGUCCGCUCUGACAGCUCUCAUCAGCCUGCUGUGCUGCUCCAACACACAGACACACACGCACGCGCGCGCGCGCACACACACGAGUUUUGUGGUUGACGAAAACAAAACUAGUUUAAAGCCGAAAUAUUCCCACACUUGGGCUGUUGCGUUCGGUUUAGACACCAAAGCUGUCGGGUUCAUUCUGUUAGCUUGCUUUUCACUCACGACGCUCACUUGCAGCACUGUAUCCAAAAGUCUGUGUCUGUGUGCCUGUGCGCGCCAGCCCCCUCGUGACAAAGACACUGAAUGACUGACAGGAGGGUUCACUAACUCCGUUCAUUCCGCUAUAGAGCCAACGCCCCCAGGUGCCGAGAACAAUGCGCAGAGUGAGACCUCUUCUCUCAUCCAGCGUGUUUGGUAGCGAGAGAGGAGGAAAACAAACGCACGUCAAUUAUCGAGGCUGGCAAAAUGACCGACCUCGUUUUUAUUUAUCGAGCGAUAAGGCGAUUUAUUGAUUAUCGCGACAGGCCUAGGUUAGACAUUUAUUUACAAAAAAACAUUUUUCAAUCUUGAAAGUGAAUUUAGUCUGUCAUGUUUUAUUAGAAUUGUGUUCAGACCAAAAAAGAUCAUUUUAAAUUUGUUUUAUCAUAAAUUGUGGUAUCUGUGAGCUACAACAUGAGGUCAAAAACCUAGCAUAAAAGUCCACCAUUUUAGUUUAGAGGACUAAUAUAGUCAACAGUAGUUCUGGGGUAAGUUGAGCCAGUGGCUCCAGUAAAGAAGCAGGAUGAAAGGAUCAGAGUUUCAGUUCAGAUUGUUGAAAUGUGUUACUUUUUCUUUCCAAAAAUACAACUAUGAGUGUUCUGAAUCACUUAAAGACAUUCUCAUGUUAAAAUGUUUUUUUUCUUUACAAAACUGCUUUUUAGCAGUUAUAUGCAAUAAGAAGAAUUAUUAUACUUGUUGGAUAGCAUAUAAAAGAUAAAAAUACUCAUGAAUGUGAAGAAGUGACUGUUAUUUAGGGAGAGAGAAGGUGAGGGAGGAAUGGGGUGGAGAGUGGGGGGGUAGUAGGGAAACGGCUCAACUUCACCCGCUCCUAUGGUCAACUUACCCCAUACACAGGGUAAGUUAACCAUAGGAGACCACUUUUUUGGCAUGCUAUAUUAUCAAGACAGUUAUGUUUACACUCAUUCUGUUGGUUUACAGGGAUGCACAACAUCUCGAUAUAUAUGCAGAUACACUAGUUAGAGACAAAACUAUGAUUGCCUUGAUGUAGUCAUCUAAAAUAUGAAAAAUGGCUCAUCUUACCCCACUCUCCCCUACUGAAAAGAUCCAUUUCUCCAAAAGCUUCACUCUUAAUAAAAACUAAAAAAAUCCAACCUCUUCAGUCAGUGAUGUGACGACAGAAGGUUUUUAACUCAUUUAAGUAAGACGUAGCCUGUAACCUGUGUCCUUGUGUCACCCAGGAGAUUGCUACACAGUAACCCAAAGAAAACACUCACAAACACAAACAUCAAUGACACUUGUUGUCAGAGUGAGCAGAGCCCUGGCCUGUCAGUACUCAGAUAGCACUACUGUAUCAUUAACGGGGAAGGGACCUUGGCCUGCCAGGCCCUCCUGGCAUCCCCCUCCCCACCCCCAACUUAGGGAUUAUGCCACCCUGGUGUGUGGUGGUGGUUUUAGACGGUGUAUGACCCUGAACUGAACCCAUCAAGGACCUGUGCAUUCAGUCUGGGAUAUUUACAGUGUCCCCCUCAUUUCUUCACCCUUUUGUCUUUUCUUAUAGCUGCUUCUCCUUAUUGCCUUCUGUCUGUCUCCCUUAUAUGUCCCUCGUAUGUCCUUUUUUUUAUUUUUUGUUUUUCUUUCUUUUUUAUUUUACACCUGUGUAUUUCUUCUGCUUUUCUCACUCUUCUAUCGUCCAAUAUUUCCCCCCCAUUUAGUCCAUUCACUCUCUCUCUGACUUGAACUCUCUUUGGCCUCCCCCCGUUUCCCUCACCCUCCGCCGACAGCAGCUGUUCAGCUCAUCAAGUGUUUGGACAGGCAGACAGUAUUAGCUGGGAGAAAAUUAGCUUUAGCCUGCUGGCUGAAAAGAGUUACCUCAACCUUUCUGCCCUGAAUGAGAGAAGAACCAACUCAGUCCAACAACUGCUGACCUACACCUGACACAAGACAACCCUGCACUAGAUUUAUACUUGGAAAAUAAAGAAGGUAGUCUGUCUCCUCAGCAAGGCUUGAGGUCAUAAUUUAAUGCUUAUAAAGAUGUUACGUCUGUAUCCACUUGUUCAUGCAGUGUUGAACUGUGGUUGCUUAGUGAAGCACAGAUCAGGCAAAAUUUAAUGGCCCACUUGUGGGAGUGUGCAUAAUUAGACACAAAAAGCACACAGACGCACACCUGCAAAUACACUUUGCUAAAGUGCAGCCACAUGCCCACUCUGUUCAGCCCCACACACUCACACACACACUCACACAUAAAAACACUUCAACACAUCACGCUCUGACAGAAAUGCACGAUGAGCCUGAAACCAUCACAGGCUUGUCUGCAGACGCCCAAAAUAAACGGCAGUGGUUUGCUGGAGUUCCUUGUUGCUAUGGGGUUUCCCUGAGGGCGGGAGCCAGAGCCUCUCAUGGUUUGUUGAGUUGGGGGUUUUCUCAUGACAGUAACGCUAAAAAUACACACCGUCAGAGUGCUACCCUACUUUGUGAACAUGGACUCAGAUCAGCCCAUGCGGGUGAGCUGUACAUUACCAGAGCAGCCAGAGCAAUCAGUCUAAUGCACUGAGUGCUGGAAGAGUACACACUACUGCUGCUGCUGCUGUACAGCCUUCUCUUACCCAUGGGUCAAAUGAGAUAAGACUGAGGGAAUGAGAAACAGAAAAGGUGUUUGCAAUAGUUUGUGUAACUGAAACACCUCCUUUUUACAGAUAUGAAACAACCACAUUGCAUUGUAAGUGAAGAGAAUGAAAAGUGAUACAGGUUUUAAGUGAUAUAAACAAACUCAAGUGAAAUAAGAGCCUUUUUUUUAUUUGUACCAGUUAUUCUCUGCUUGUGCUGCCAAAUACUACACAUUGCACCUUUCACUGCCUCAACAUAGAUUAUGAUGCCAUUUAAACUGUUGAGCUAAAGACAAAUGUAGUGCCACGCUUUGGAGGACCUUUGAGUGUCAGAGGCCUUUCUUACUCUGAGAUUCUGCUGUAGCUUUGUCUUUGUACAUUAUAUUUUGGUAGCACUGUCCCAGUGUGUGAGUUCACUCAGAAUUAGGGCAGAACAUGAGCAGCAGGAUGCGUAAACCACCCUCACAUCACACACAUGCUGACAUGCACACACACUACAUUAUUCUGUCCUGUUGGCUACAACAGUUACACUGCCCUGUCUCUCCUCUGUUCCUGCCUCUGAUGCUGCUCAGCAAUGGGGUGACAAGGCCCACCAAUAAUGUCUCUGACAUUGAUGGCAAGCCAAAACAGAAAUUCUACAUAUAGUUUUAGGUUCAGGUUCAACCCUGAACACUUUAAGGGUUCAGAGGUUUAGGACUGGAAUGGUUAAAAUGGAGCUGCACAGACUGAGGUACCAAGAGUCAAACCAAACAAAACUGUCAGAUCCUGAACUUCCCACAAUGCAAACAAAAAAUAUCUCUUUGUUCGGCUUUUUAGAACAGCAGAAGACCAUAUAAACCGGUAAUCAUGAGCUCUUUAUAAUAAUGGCUGAUACAUGCAGAUUGUAUUGUUAUCUUGCCUGACACUGCUGUCCUCUUGAUGUGUUGCCAAGACGACACUCCACCCUCAAAGGCUCAGUACAUCCCUAUUAUGCUAACUGGCACAGUGUCAUGUGUCAAACUCAUAUAAUUACUGAGCUGCCAUGUAACCUUCUCAUGUUUAUCCUCCCUCGUACCUUAUCAUGUGUGUUUGGGGGGCUAUGAACAGCAGGCUCUGGCUAUAAUUAUCAGCAACAUGCCAACUUCUCUGCAUAUGUCUCUCUCCUCCCCUGCAUGUCUCAGCUCUGGUUCGCCAUGUUAAUGCAGUCACAUGUCUCCGUUAAUGUGCACGGCUGAGCGUGCUGAGAAGGACACAUUCAUUCAUGACAUUUUGGGAACAUUGUGUUUUGAUAAUUAAACAAAAACGGGGAGGAAAAGCCAUUGGCACUUAGCAGAUUAUGUGCUGCUGUCUAAUGGAUAGCUGGAAAAAAAGCUGACUGAUGUGCUAGUUAUGUUGCUGGGAUGAAAAUAUUUGGUGUGUGGCAGCUUGCAGCCAAUUACAUACCCACUAGUAUAGAUAUAUAAAAUGAUGUAGGGACAAAUCCAUAAGUUGAGCCAGACACAGAAUAACCUCAUCAUUCCUUUCCUAAUGAUAAGCUUUCCAUGCCUUUAUCUGAACUUGUAGUUUUUAGCUAGUUGCAUUCUAGCUCAGCCUAUUAUUUCAUGUAGCUAAAGAGGAGAUAAAUAGAAAAAAUAGAUAACAGGGGCAGUAAAAAAAUGGAAAGAAUCCCUGAAAUUGAAGACCAGUGGCUAACUGAUACCUUAGAGGAACACCCCAUGAGUUAAACUCCAGCCCCUGAGAUAUGCAAGGCAGCAUGAUAUGGAAAUUGAGCAAUAUUGUGAAUUUAAGGGAUCCUUCUUGCAUCACAAACAUUCAUUACCUCUCCAACAGCUGCCGUAAUUCUGGAGGAGCAACAUUAUUUCUAAGUGCAAUGAAUUUGCAUCUUUGAUUCCACCCAUUAAACAAGACUGAUAGACCAAAGCAUCGUUGCAACAUUACAGUAUCAAAUUCAAAUUCAACUUUCUCUGCCACUUAUUUCACUAAAUCAAAAAGAAAAAAUGCUGCUGUUGUAAUACAGUGAUUUAGAUCUACUGUGCCCUAAGCAGGGUUCUUACACAGUUGGAAUUCCCAUACUUUUUUAUACCCUAAUCUUCAGAAUUUUUUUUGGAAAUACCUACUUUUCUAUUUUAGAAAGUCGUAUCUUAGAACUGUGGUAAUAGUCUGGAAUAGGCCUGGACGAUAUAGAAAAAAAGCAUAUCGAUAAAAAAUAUAUCAUAUUGAUCGAUAUCGAUAAUUAUCGAUAUAGUUAUUAUAAUUAUUUAACAUAUAUUUUAAUUGCAGCCCUGGAUGUUUUAUGCUAUUGCUUAAUGACCUACUUUUAAUAAAGAACACACAAGCACUAAAAUCAAAUUCAAACCUUUAUUCAACCACCUUUUUAUUUAUUUUUUACCACAACUGAAAGUUUUUUAAAAAAGAACUUUAAAAAAAAAAAAGAAAUCAACUUAAGUGGCCUGAGUGACGUCAGUAAAUACUGACAAACAUAAAGACUAAAGUGACCAGAAAAUCUGAUAAAUAAAUAUUUAAAUAGUCUUUUGAUGAAAAUAUACAAAACAAACAAAUAUAUAAAUAAACAGAAUAGCUUUAGGUGGGAAUAGCAUACUACCAGUUUUAACUGUGUGGGAAACUGCCCACAGCCUGGUGUCUCCCGGGGUCGGGAGAUUUCUUUUUUUAAUUAUCAUAUGAUUGACUUAAUACGCAAACUGAGCACGAGAAGCAGGACUUAUCCACGCCGGUGUUGUGUCGUAGAAUGCACCCCUGCCGAACGCACCCCCUGCUAGUAGCCAUGAUCCAAAUACUCGCGUAUGAGCUCAUUUUCUUCCACUUUAAGAAGCUAAUGAGUGGACGGGAUGCAGGGGUGCAUUCUACAGCACAACACCGGAACGUAUUUCCUCCGCACCCUUCUCAGCUUUUCAACCCCUGACCCGUUUUCAUGCCUGAAGCGCUGUGUUUGAGAAAUACUUGCGGCCGGGCACUUCAUAUCGCGGGUCGAGAGUGGCUAGAAGCUGGUCGAAGCCAGGCUUUUCAACGGUAGUUAUUGGCAGCAUGUCACUGCAUGGGUGAUGUCCUUAUGCCGCUUGGACGCUUUGUCGUAUUUUGGCAAGAAACGAAGUCCAGUUUGGUCUGCUUCACAUGCUUUGUGCUGGUGCUGGCAGCGGUUCCAGAGGAUUCCUCCUCCGACGACGUGGAGCCGCGGCGCGGCCGACACAGCUCGUACUCCUGCGGGUGCGAUCGGUUUAGAUGGUAGAACAAGUUGGUUGUGUUACCAGACUUGGUUUUUACUAAUUCUCUGCAAAUUUUGCAAACGACCGCUGUUCGCUUUUUGUCAGACUUGUAAAAACCAAAACAUUGCCAUGCUGGUGAACUACUGAAACCUUUUUUCGGGACAAUUUCCUCCGCUUCUCCUUGCUGUAACAUUUUUUUCUAAUACACGUGCUGUCUGUUGAGGUUUGAGAGGGGCUGGGCUUGGUGCUGUAGCGUACCUGGGUCUGCGUUUGUGAUUGGUUGGGAGGAAGUAAUGACUGUAGUAAAAGCUACAUGAUAGGCUAUGAUGAAAAAGAAAGGGAAACUGUGUUUUUCUAUCGAACUUUUUAUCGACCCGUUUUUUUUCUAUCGCACCACACGUCUAUCGAUCGAUAUAUAUUGUUAUCGAAUUAUCGUCCAGCACUAGUCUGGAAACAUAAAUAUUUUUUGCGCACUUUAUUUUUCAUUUUUCAUACUUUUUAAGACCUGGAAAUUGAUCAAAUUUAUUUCCAUGCUUGACAUACUUGCGUAGGAACCCUGCCUAAAUAAAGAUAUUUCAAUUAGUUGUGUAGCCUAUAAAUAGUUUAUGAUCGCACAAUGAAACCAAACAUACAGGAAAGCAACACAAACAGUACAGAGGGACAUGUUGAAUGAGAUUUGGAAAAGGCACCAAAAGGAAGUCCAUGUAUUUGGCUACCAAUACUGUGUUUUUCUAAUAAGUAAUGCCUGUGUAUGUGUGACAGACAUUGUCUGAGUCUCCUCUGUUCCUCCACAUGUUGAUGACAUGCAUGUGAACAUGUUUUCUUGUUUCUACCUUGUAAAUAAUUGUUCCAAUGUUCCUCCUUCUUUCCUGUCUGUGCCUGUGUCUGUGUCUGUUUGUGUGGGCAACUUUGGGGGGCUAACAGAUUCCAGUUGCCUAGUAACACAGUUGAGGGUGCAUACAGUGUUUAUAAAAGUGUGUGUGUGCUCUGUGGUGGAGUGUAUGAGAUUAUCAUAAUCAUCUCACAGUUACACUGGGUCUCCCUCAGAGCGCUUCAUUAGCAUAGCGGUGCGAGGAGCCUCUAUGACUGUGCAGUCCUCUCACAAAACUGUUCCUUUCACAUAUGAAAGAUUUUGGAUGGUUUCUCCCUCAGGCAUUACAUAAAAUGAAUAACCAUUCCUGAACUUAUUAUUCUACCUCUCUAUUAUGUUGUGGCAAACCUCCAGUCUUCUUUUUAAAAACAUGUUUUUCCAGAAUAGUCUUGCACUGAAUGUCAGACUGUCUGUAAAAAUCCACCAUAAAAGAAUGUGACUGUAGAUUUGACAGCAGUUCGUCAUUUCUUGAUGGAAAACCUGCUGCUCCUCUGCGCUUUCAUCUAUAUUCUAACUAGCACCAGGGGACAGGGGUGUGCAUUUGAGUGUCAGUUUGCAGCAUCGCCCACUUCAUUGCAGCUGUCUGUGCUGCCAAAGGCUCAAACACAAAGGCCAGGGCCUGACACUGAAGUUAAAAACACAUUUGUUUCCUCCAUCUUCUCUGCAAGAAUUGUGAUCAGCAGAAACAAGGUCUCUUUUGCAGGAUUUUAUUAAGCGUUUUCAUAUCAAACUUGCAUCUAACAUCAAUUUUUUUUUUUAUGUAGAAACGAUAAAGAUUUGCAGAAACAUGCCAAAACCAGACAGGGAAUUUACAAAGAUGAAACAAUUUCAUGUGCACGAGCUCACCAUUUCUGCAACAGUGUCUGUGUCGUCCCUCCUCAGCUCUCACACUUGUGCCAAACACUUUUCCAUCCAGUGCAGACAUUUCAAGCACACAGCCGUCCUGUGUUACAAAAGCACUUUGUUCCCUUUUUAAUGUAAUUCAGUUACUCCACUUGUAAGAAUACAAUCCUCCCAACUGGAUUGUUGUGUUAUUGUUGGACAGAUUCUGGCGCCUGUCAUCACACUGCAGUUGGAGAUUUGGCUGCAAACUAAAAGAAGGUGGUAGUUUGUACUUGUAAAGCAGUUGAUCAGGACAGUCUAAGCUAAUUUUCCUGCUUUUAAUGGAAGGACUUUGCACUGGAAGACAAUCUGAUAUUUCAAAUGAAGAGUCUAUAUAUUAGCUGCAUUUAGAAAAGUCUUUAUUGUGAGUUCAGUCGGCUCUUUCUUCUUUUUUGUGUGUGGUCCUAAAACAGACUUUAAACUGUGUCAGCUAGUCAGUUUUAAGACCUUCAUAAACAUUUGCUGACUGAGGAGGAUUCUGCUCAAAGGGCCACAGAAAUGACGUGUCAGAGCGUCCUCUAACCUGUAAUAUAUGUAGGAUAAAAAGAGACUAAAUGAAAAUAUAAAUACUUAAAAAUGUCAUUAAUUAAUUAAAAUGAGAGUUAAAUAAAUAAAUGUGUCAUUAAUUUAUUAAAUUACCAUGUCAUUCAAUGUAAAACAUAUAUGAUUAUGUCACUAUUUAGUUAAUGAUUUCAUGGACCUGUGUUGCAGUGCUUCAUGAAUUUAUUUCAAUCUGUCAAACUCACCCAUCAAAGUUAGUGGGCGGAUCCUAACACCUGAUUGGUUACCCGGCACAUUAAGUCGAGACAGAUGUUUAACAUUGAAUGAACUGGUAUUUUAAUAAAUUAAUAACAUAUUUAUUUAUUUAAUUCCCAUUUUGAUUAAUUAAUGACACAUUAAAGUAUUUAUUUAAAGAUGUGUGUGUGUGUGUGUGUGUGUGUGUGUGUGUGUGUGUGUGUGUGUGUGUGUAUAUAUAUAUAUAUAUAUAUAUAUAUAUAUGUAUAUAUCAUUAUGUGUCUUUUUGUUCUCCAAAGUAAUGUGGCUGAAAAGCGUCCAAUGCAGAAGUAUUGGCAAACAAAAAGGAUGCCCCCCGCUCUUUCACUUGUCCUGCUUAGUUGGUUUUGCACCAGCUUGCAGAAUUUUGGGUGUGUGUGUUUCUGAAGGAGGCAUUCAGGAGCCCUUAAUCACACAAACAUUUAUUCACACUUAACUCUGACUUUUGCUAUAGGGUACUAUAAUUCAAGAGCUUUGAUUUUAAAGAAGUCCUACUGUGCACUUAAGCCUGUAUGCUGGUCAUCUGAGGCAUUGAUGCCCUGAGCACAGCCUGAACAGCCACGAACCUAGCUGGUGUUGUGCAGCGAGAACAGGAAGCAGGCUGCUGCUGAUAAGGAAGUGUUUGGUGUCAGAGGACAGCCUGGUGCUUGGCUCUGAUAACUCGCACCAAGUGGACACAGAAACCCUGUGGCGUGUAUCAGAUUUUGUGUGAGCAGAUUCAUGAUGUACAUAAAAAAAACAAACUUGUCAACCUGCAAACUAAUCUGCUGUGCCUGCAGAAAAUCCUCCACACGAGACAGGGCAUAACAAAUAUGCUUUUUCGGCGAACGGGCUAUGUUUCAUCUUGAUGCACGGGGGGAAAACUCCUAUUAAUCACGGAGCUGAGGAGCUUUAAAUUAAAUUUACUAGGUGCAGCUCAACAACACACAGUUAUUAAGUGGCUGAUGUGGAUGCUGAAGAUGAUUAAAAGUAUAAUCCAUUAAGAAACAUCAGAACAUGAGUUAGAGGUAUAUUUGAAUCCAGGUAUUACUCAGAGAUUCUGUAUGCUGCAGUCAGGUAGGAUGAUAAAAUAAGUAAGGGAAUUCAAGUUAUCCUGAUUCUUUUUUCUCCAGUAAAUCACUUUGUUUUUCAUGUGUGGGUCCAGUCCUAUUACCAAUCGUCAUUAGUCUCCACAAAUAAGUGGUAAUGUUAUUCUUAAAAGAUCCUGUGAGUUACAAACUCACUAGAAUUAUUGACACAAGAGUGACACAUUUUUAGGACAAAUCAGAAAAGACACAAGUGGAUGCUGUGCAAACCUGAAGGGGCUAAAAAUGAUUGAAAGAAACUGGUAAAAGAUGUAGAAGAUGGCAAAAUGAAACGUUUUGCCAAUCUGGUGAUAACAAUAACAAUGAAAGUCCCGAUCAAAAACAUUAUAAUUCCAAUCUAUAUUUUUGACUCAUUCUGUCUUGAGAACACCAGUUGUCAGAGUCAAAUAAGAUACUCAACUACAAGUUUAAGUGGUAGGUUAUUGAGAAAAUUAGUAAAAUAUGAAACAUUUUCAUCAUUUAUUGAAAAACCUUAUUGCACAGAGUGAACAGCAGCAGCAGAUCCACUGUUAGAUAUCAGGCAUACCUGAUUGCACUUGUCUAAACCCCAAUCUUAUUGAAUUUCCCUUAAGGGAUUAAUAAUAAAGUUCUUCUUAUCUUGAUGGAAAUCCCUCAUGUGGAGUAACAAGCUGCUUAGAAAUGUCUUCUUCAUUACCUUCAGUCAUGUUUGUUUGUUAUUCUGCUCUGUGUGUGCUAUGGCUGCGAGUCCAUUGCUCGCGCUUAUGUCAUCGACUUGCAUGUAUCGCCUUCAUCAUGGCAAAUUUUCUGACAAUAAUAGUGAACAAUAAUUUAUCACCCAUCCCUACUCUACCGUGGAAGUAGAUUCAAUUUACACUCAUGGAAGAGUCAAAAUCUGCAAAUACUCACAUGGAAAAGCAGGAAAAAUAGUUGAUCAGUUGGAUUUCAGCGUUUUCGUCACUAUUUAUUAUUAUUAUUGGACAACUGUACAGUAUUUUUGUGACUGUCUUUUCUAUUUUUCUCACCAAUUCUUUUACAUAUAAGAUAUCUUUUUGUCUUAGAAAAUUUAAAUAGUGAGAUGGUGUCAGAUUUAUAAUGCCUGUUCUCUUCUACAAACCUGUUCCUAUCUGAGGAGGUUAUUAAGCUUAAAACAAGAAGUUCACGUGUUUGCUCCAUUGUAACUGUUUGAUUUAUGCUGUACUCCACAGUUUUAUGACACCUUCAGUCCAAUAAAACUCGAGCUGUCAUCAUUAACAUUUGUUAGUUUCAAUAUCAGAAUCCUUCAAACAGUUUUUUACUCAUCAGGUGGAUAAUACAUGACUGCUUUCUGAGUCAAGGACAAGCACAGCAACAGUGGUGUUAAUGCGUAUGGAGGGAAGUUGGUGUACACUGCAUUUAUGCUUAUUAUAAGUGCAGAAACUGAAGCGCAACACAGAGGUUGUUAAGACAGACUGCCCUUUACCAGUGUCUUCACAAGUUGUGACCACCUCAGGAGUCUGCUGUCUGGUUUGUGUUUGGACCAACUCAUUCUCUCUUAGUCUGUCUUUGUCACUUUCUCUUUCUUUUCUCCUCCACUGUGGUCACACUCUCAUUAGUCACUGAGCUGAGGUAGCACAGUAUGUCUGAAUGUGUGAAACCCAAAACACAGCCCACACCCACCUUUAUCAUGUUGCAAAGAUGCCGAAUGAUUUGAAAAAAAUCUGGUCGCUUCCUCUUGGAUCUGAACGAUUUUGUCACACAUUAUCAUCUUUUUUUUCCUCUGUGUGCAUCUGCAAGGUUGACUGACUUGUGAUGAAAAUGGUUGAUUAUUCAGUCUUAUCUUUUCCUGGUGCUGCUCACCUGAACCUGCUGUCCUCAAGAAGGUGAGCCAACCUGACCUGAACAAGAGUGAGCCGAAAUCUUAAGUCUCAUAAAUCUGUGAGCCUGGUAUUAAGAUUAAUAGAUAGCCCAUGUCAUUUAGGACCCCGGAUUAAAGCAAAGUGGUAGUGUGUGGUUGGCCAAUGGGAUCAUGUGACCAUGUGUGAAUGAGCUUAUAUAGUAAUUAACAGCUGGCUUUGUUAUGACUUUCUGGAUUACUCUUCAUCAUUGUUCAGCACAGCCAGCAGAGAGAUAUAGGACUGUUUGUUAUGGCAGGGGAACGAAAGAUCCAGACUGCUCCUGAUAAAAAAAAACAGGCUGACAACAGAAACUGUAAGUUUGUGGCUGAGUGUUCAUUUUUCUGUUGCUUCCUCUCAGCUCCAGGUUUGUCACCUUUCCCUGGCUUCUCUGGGGCAGUCUAGGAGCAGCACCAGGGCUUUAAUUACUAAAUUUGCAGUUUGAGUGCUCUCUACAGUUCUCAUUCCAGCUCUCAAUGCAACAAUAGAGUUUGUGUCUGCAGCUUGGAGAAAUAAGCGAGGUUUGGUGUAGUUGUAAAGUUUUGUCCUUGACUUUUUAGGUGUGAGCUUUGAACAUUUAUGGCUACUUUUUAUGCAGGUGUUAGCAAGAAUAUUCAAGUAUCGCUUGUGCAGGUGCAGCAUCAUUGCUCACACUUGGAGUCUUCCCUUUCUCCUCGAGUUAGACUAAGAGAGCUUUUGGGCCACUGCAGUUACAAACCUUACCUUUUUCCUCCAGUUUUGAUGAUUCAGGUUAAACUACUUGAGCUUUAUGUCCAAGAAAUUAUCUUCUCUCCCUCUCUAUUUUUUUUUGUCUUUGUCUAGUUGAUGCUGAUGAGAUUAAGAGGCUAGGGAAGAGGUUUAAGAAACUCGACCUAGAUAACUCCGGCUCUCUCAGCGUGGAGGAGUUCAUGUCCCUGCCAGAACUGCAACAGAACCCGCUGGUGCAGAGGGUUAUCGACAUAUUCGACACAGAUGGGAACGGGGAGGUGGACUUUAAAGGUAAGUAACAAACUCUGCUGGUGUAUCUGCAGGACAAUUGGCUCUCUCUCAUAUUUUAUCUGAAUACUAUUCUCAGACUCCCUUCAGUGUUACUGGAGAGUGUCACUCCCAUAGUUUAUGUUGAUUGAUCAAUUCAAAUCUUUGUGGGCCUUAUUUCAAAUUCGGACAGAGUGAAUGAACUGUGUAAAGUUGGACGUACUGAACUAACAGUGUUUCUUCAAGAAUUUUUCUCAGCAGUAGCACCUCUGUGGUUGGGGGUGGGGGGUCCAACAGGAUUUGAUGGGCUCGUUGAUGACUCAAAACAAGUCAAAUAUUACGUGUGUUGUUGUGCUCACACAGUGUGAAGAGAAAUUACUGAUAGCGCAUUGAUAUUAACAAGCAUGUGAAAUUUUAGUGGCAAAAUUGUAGCGGUGCAUCGCUGCUGAAUGAAUGUAGGGGAAACACUGACUAAUAUUUGGGAUCAAGGCACUAAUGUCCCUGCAAAGGUACCAAACUCACUACUCGUUUUUUUAAAGUGUACAUCUGUAAAACUGGAUCAACCAAGUUGAGGAGUUAUUUUCUUACAUAAUCGAGAGUGAUCAAAUCUGUAGUUAAUUUUAUAUCCACGUGCUUGUAAGAGAGAGUAAAUUGUGCCUUCAUGUAUGUAUAUAUAGGAUCAAGAUUAUUUAGCCAGAGGGACCACAAAAAACUUUUCAGUUUAGUGUCAAAGUUUUAUCUUUAAGACAACUGUCAUGUUAAUAUCUCUGAAACCAAUAGCAGAAAUUAUUUUUUACUGGUUUAAACUGAGUCAAAGGAAACUGAACCAAAAAAACAGGAACAACAAUGAAUGAGUGAAAUAAGACCGGUUUUGUAAGUAUAUGCGUUCUUAUGUUGCCAAUAUGUAAAUCAGCAGCACAAAACAUCCUCAGGCGAGUGCUCAACAAGUAUCAUUGGACCAGGACAAGAACUCAGUCCACAAUUGUCAGCACAGCAGACACGGCACACACUGUACUAUCUGAAAAACACUUGAUUUUGAAUAAAUAAUUCUAUUUGCACACAUUUUUUUAGCUUUCAUGCAAGCAGAUAUUAAUUUGAAGAAAUAAGUAUUGUGUACUUGAACUUUUGUAUUGUGUUUGUGGCGACUAUGACAGUUUUUUACAUGAAUUAUUUAUGAAUAAUUUACAGCUUUUUUUUAUUCUUGUAGUUCACAGUUUUAGAAAAAGACAAAAGCUGAUAUAUUUCAUUACAAUUUUUAAUAGUCUCCUCUUUGUGUGUUGAUACCGGUCUUAACUUCCAAGCCCUGAUAAUCCUCUGCCCUGAUAUUGACUCGACAUAAGUACCUCUGUCUUUUUCUAAUAUGUCCUUCAGGGGUCAUGUUUUUCAUUUCAAUAAAGUUUUACACCUUUGGCAUCACAUUAAGUGAUAUUUGAGCACACAUAACAGCUCUGAACUUUUUUCCUGUAAAAAGUUAUUUGUAGCAGAUACCUUAUCUACACAAAUACACACAUACAAUGAUGGUGAAGCUCCUCUCUUCAUUAAAUAAGACAGUGUUGUAAAUAAAUGUGACAGGACAUGACCACAUCCUGUCACGAUGUUUAGGAGAGUAAAGCCUGAAUAGCUCUAAAACCCACAGACUGUUGAUUUUCUUCUUCUUUUCUGCCAGAAUUCAUCGAAGGAGUCUCACAGUUCAGUGUCAAGGGGGAUAAAGAACAGAAGCUUCGAUGUGAGUAACUCUACCUCAUCAAAACCACGCGUAACCGGAGGGGGUAGUGCUGGUUUAAGGUCUGCUCAUUCAGCUGCUUUGGGACUAAGCACAACUGAGACUCUGUCUCCCUUGUGGUCCCUGUGUUGUGUGUCACCUCACCAUACUGCUACAACAGAAAAAUCACUCUCCUAAACAAUAAACAGACGCUGAGCAGCAUACAAAGUUAAUGAAAGGCUGAUAAACUGAAGCAAAGGAGGACAUCACAUUUUAUCUUGUUCUGGUGAUGUACAUGUAGAUGUUUACUUCCAGGAAAUGUAAGUUUGUUUUAGAUUUGGAUAUUUGCCAAAUCAAACCCUUUCCUCCUUUUUGUUUUCUCCCUCUCUCUAGAUUAUUUUCCUCCUGUAGACAACGAUUACAAUUAUGUCAGUAAAUGGUUCAAAAUCCUGCAGCCUGGUUUUGAAUAUUUCCAUCGUGAGGAGAUCAUUUCAAGCCCCUCUUUAAUGGUUUCCAGCAGCUUUAAGUUGGAGCUGAAUUUUAUGCUGUUUGUUUGUAUAGUUGUGACUGGCCUGGACCGCUCUGACAUUACAGCUUAUACUAAAACAACAUCCAAGCUCUUCUGAACAUUUAAAACCUAAUUUAAAGCUCUCAAUAAAUCUCAUUGAUUGAUAAAAAAUGCCCCUCCACCCCCACUAACUGUAUGUGCUGUUUUUAGUAGUAGGCAAUCAAUCAACAUUUCUCAAUACAAAAAGACUGGGAGAAAGUUGAGAUGCAGAUCAGAACUUGUGGAGCUCUCAUAGUGAAGCUGCAUAACUGAGUGAUUCUCCUGGCUUUUGUUUCUUCCCUUCCUCAUGCCAAACUCUGCACCACAGUCGCUUUCAGGAUCUACGAUAUGGACAAAGAUGGCUACAUCUCGAACGGUGAGCUCUUCCAGGUGCUGAAGAUGAUGGUGGGCAAUAACCUGAAGGACACACAGCUCCAGCAGAUUGUGGACAAGACCAUUAUCAACGCAGACAAGGACGGAGACGGCAGGAUAUCCUUCGAAGAGUUCUGUGCAGUAAGUCUGGGCCCUUCUGGGGUGUUACACGGGGGUGGGCACAUUUCUGCUGAUGCAGCUUGUUGUGGUGAAAGCAAAUGUCAAAAGGGCAAAAGAACUUGACAAACAGCCUUUUUUUGUUUGGCUGGAGAGCAGCAGACUCUACGUUCACGCUUAGUUUUAAAAAACACUGCCAGGGCUGAUCUUCACAAAAUGACAAGGCUCGAUCUUGGAGUUUAUUAGAAUAUGUCACUAACCUUUGACAUAAAUCUUGAAACAUGAGAAGGGUGAACACUAAAACAAGAUGAGAAAAUCGGACUUAGAGCUCAGAGUAAGAAGUUUUAUUUGUGAAAACAAGCAUAUCGAAACAACUUUGUCAGAGCGUGAAAAGAACAACAAGUUAAACUUCUAGCAAACACGGACAGGCAGGGACUAGCUCUGGUGUUCAAACAGUAUGUAGCUCAAACCUUUACAACCAAGAAAGCCCAUCUGUUAAGUUCUUCUUAUUUGACCCUCAGGCUUUGAUUCACCAAGGGUAUUUUUUCUUACAACUCCUCAACAACUGUUUAACUCCUUCUAAGCUGCUUGACAAGUUCAGAAGAAAGGUCCCCAAAUGAUUUAUCAAGAAGGACUGUAAAGGUAUUAAAAAGAGGAUCUGAAAGAGAAUCUAGUUUUAAACAGGGUUUUGAUUCUGCUGGAGUAACGUGAAUACCACUGACCAUGGAUGAAGAACCAGGAGGAGCCAAGUUACCAUAUGAAUGGAGGAUGAACUGCUGAUGCAGUCACAGUAGUUUUGGUUACAAUAAGAGGCCACUGUUUUGCACGUUGUGAAAACAUGGGAAAUUGCUUCACCCCCCAGGGAUUUAAAAAAUGAUUCAAUCAUCACAGAUUAAUUCUUUGAAGUAGCUCUUAGAAGUCUUUAAAUAGGGACUAGAGGGACUUUUAGCUAAUCUACCACUUUAUUUCUCUUUCACUGAUUUAACAGAGCUUCCACAGCCUUGAUUAUACAGUGUGAGAUCAAAGGAGCUCUUGUUGAAGCUUUUAGCCAUAUUAUUCCUCUAACUUGUCUCUUUUUGGACCACAUACCUCCUGCUUUGCUCAGAGAUACCUUGUGAGAUUGAGAGGCCCUCACUGCCACUCUAGCAGACAUGAGACUCACACUUCACUCACUGUACCUUUAAAGCUUUGAUCUAAGAUUACAGAAGAUACAUUUUUUUAGGGCCGACAUUGAUUAUUAGUAAUCAAGGAUAUCGAUAACUGAUAUUUAGAACUGAUAUUCAUUUGCAGUAAAAAAGUAUAUUUUGCCUUAUUUUGAAACACAUGCUUUAAUUUUAAACUGAGGAAAAAAACUGGAAGUAGCGCAUGCUAGCUCCGUAAGCUUCACAGAGGCCGUGGAGCACCUCUAGCGGUGUUGUUACCUGCUAGUUUGUUUCUUUUGUUUUAUUUCUCCACCAUAGACUGUAUAUAGAAUGGACAGUCUGCCUCCUCGCUGGGUGAAGCCACUCUGAGAACAGCACCCUCUGUUGGUGGGCUGCAGUAUAGGUCAUAAAUCCCGCCUCCGCCAGCAAAGCUUAUGGGACUGUGGACAAACUUUAGAAAUUUAUUACACAGAACAUAAAUUUUUCUCCCCCCUGCUUGUGAUGUUGACAUGUAGUUACAGUCAGACUGGUUUGUGCUCAAGUCCUCUUUUUUCUGUACAGCUCCGUUUUUAAAAGUUUUUAGGGGGUUCAUGUUUUCUAUGAUUGACACCUGAUACAGCCUAUGGGCGUUCAGGGACUGUGUAGCUCACCCGGGGGGAUACGCUGUUUGAGCUGAGCGUCAUCACAGUGACUCUCGGCAACUGCGCGGCCGAAUGCCUACAUCGCUACUGCACAGCACUGGUUUCAGGAGAUGAAGAAAAAUCCCGGAAAUACCGAGAGCUAUUUGGCUUCAAAUGUGUACACAGGCGGAAGGCGGAUCCAGGUUGUCCAUAGUAUAUACAGUCUAUGUUCUCCAUGCUUCAUGAUGCUUGUUAUAAGAAGAGUAAGUUGAAAGAUCUUAUUUUUUGACUGUGAAGGUUGUCUCUGGGGAAUGACUGCCGUUGGUUUAGAAGCAGGCUUAAGUGAUCCGUAUGACUUAGUGUAUUCUGUAUCUGUAUUUGCUACAGUUCUAAAAAAUGCUAUUUAUGUAAUUAUUGCAAUAGCUGAUGUUGGCUUCUAUUUUGUUCACUUCAGCUAUUAGUUCUAUGGUGUAAAUAAACAGCAGAGAAAGGAACAGGAGCCUCACAUCCACUUAGUAGUGGCAUACUGCCGUUAAUUGGAGCACUCUCCUCUCCCUCACUUUGGAGCUGCACCUCGAAGCUUGAGUAUUGAUUGGCUGUCUGUGUAGCCAAUGAGUGGGGACUGUAGGUGCGAGAUUGUUACACAGCCAAGAGUGGUUACUUCAGGCAGAGAGAGGCGGCUGUAUAACAGCCAAAUGAGCGCGUUUUGAAGUAAACAUAUUUUAUCGGCUAUUGGUGGAAAAAACAGCCGAUGCCAAUUAUUAUAAAAAUGCUGAAUACUGACUGAUAUUAUCAGCCAUGCUGAUUAUUGGCUGAUCCUCACUUUGAUCUCGCUCGUUUAGGAGUGUGUAAAUCAGGAUCGAGCAGGAAAACAUUAGAUCCUGAUUUUAUCAAAGAGAUGCUGCUCAAACACUUGCAGGUUCAGAGUGGAGACUAUGAUAUGAUUUCAGUCAAACUUGCACUGGUCCAGCUCUGAGCACUGCAGUUGGACAGAAGUGGCAUCAAAGAGGGUUUAAAAAUAACAUCAUUGUUACAAACUAGAUUUUUUAUGAGGUUUGUAGUUGUAAAAUUGAAGAGUGUUCACAGGUUCAGUGCUGCAGCAAGAAUUAACACCACAUCUUGGCAUCAAAACUUCAUUGUGAUGCUGAGAGGAUACGUUGAUGAAAGCAGAACUCCUUCACGUCCCAUUUAUUUGUUUACUGAUGUAAAGACAAGAGUGUGAAUGAAGCUGUAACCUUGGUUGAGUAAAGGAGCAAGUACGACUCGCAACAGGUAAAUGCCUCAGUGUUGAUCAGGUGGAUCUUUCUGGAUUUUAAAGACAAAUUAAAUGACCCUAAUAAUGUCAACAGGGUUUUUCACCAUGAUGGCAUCACCUAAAACUAUAGUUGUAAAAUUAUGAAGAUAGAGACACUUAAAAAAAUGAAAAUAUACGUGUGUUUUCUUAAUUCAGUGGACCAAAAGAUUCACUGGUAUAUUGGCUGAAUCAAUGGAAAAAUUCAAAGUCAGUUAGUUUGCCAUGUACCGUAAGUUUAGAAAGAACUCCAACAGAAACAAAUGCGUGAUACCAAAAUAAUGUGACACAGACCCACACUUGCUCAGACAGAUCUCUUUCUUUGUAGAGUAGGGCUGGACAAUGAAUCAGCUCUGUGAUUGCCCACACAACUUGCUAAUGCUAAUACUCGGCUCGCGCCUGCUCCAUGAUGCAGUGCCCAAGUGUGUGCAUAUACUGAUACACGAGUCCAGGUUACAGCCACGCAAAUUCAAAAAUAAAAAUACUAAAGGUCCUUAGACACCGGGGGAAAAAAGACGCGUCCCGGGUGGAAGCAAGAAGACUGACACAACACCAGACUGACCUUUUUCAGUUCUGAUUAGACACUAGUGUUGAGAUGGCUGUCUGUAGCAUGUAGCAUACUAUUCCGCUAUGCUACCUGUUAAGCACAUUAAACUAUAAUCCAUAAACGUAAGGUAACAAGCGAGACCUAAUGGUGCUGUGACAGUGAUUGAGUUUGAGACAGUGAAAAUACAUAUGGUAUGUUGUAUCUGAACAGGUUAACUUACAAGCUAAAGUUACUUAGCACAGGUGAAAGUUAAAACAAAGACGUUUAGCAAACUGUUAAAGCACACAAACCAUCGUCAUAUGAGAAAUCCGAUGCUAUGACUCUCCACAAGUCGUCCUUCAGUUUGUUAUCUUUGUAAUGUUUGUGUCUUUUAUCGAAAAGCACUCAGUUCUCCGACACGUAAACAAUCAGCUGGUCGGCCAUGUUGGAUAUACCAGUGAAGCAGACAGCGCAUGCACCACGGUCAAUGAAGUUGGUCGGAUUGCCUUGGGGAGCAGACAUGAAAGCGUAACAAACAUUGCAAACAAUUUCUUUCUGCUCGACGUCCGUCAACUUGAAGCCAAAAUGUUUCCAGAUUACUAAAGUUGUCCUACCUUUCUUCUUAACCAAAGGCUGCCUUUCCGCUAAGUUUUAAUCACUCACUCGUCAAAUUAUUGAUCCAUACACAUCACAUGCUGGCUGCAGCUGCAUGUAACAUGGGUGCAUUUAAAGUGUUUGCCCAGCACAGGAACUUACCUACAUGCUGUGCUGUGUGGCACAUCAAUCGUUUUGCUUCGAUUAUAAUAUUUUUAUAAUCAUGAGAAGCCCAAAUCGAAAUCACGAUUAAAAUUCGAUUAAUCAUCCAGCUCUACCAUAGAGCAUGUUUAUCUACUCAGUAAGGGGUGACUUUUAUACUUCCAUACUUUAUCAACUGGGCUGACCCAAGUGAAACACUGACUUAAGUAAGAAUAGCAUUUAACUCACCUCUGUGGACCGACUCUAGACGUCCUUAAAGAAGUCUUAUUCAUUUGUAAAAUUUUAUUCAGCCCUUUAAAAUUUUUGGGCAUUUUUUUCCUUGAUUGAGUAGACAACUAAGGAGAGACAAGAAACGUGGAGAGUAGAGUGGGGAAAGAAUGUAGUGAAGGGUCUAAACUGAAGAGUUACAUUUGAACUUGAGGAUUUUGUAGCAGCACCAGGGAUAUCCAAUCAGGGGUGUCAUGCCACCUCUCUGGACUCACCCCUGCUGUUAGGGAAAGGUGUAUUUUAAAAAUAUCAUUGACCCCCUCUGGCAAAAUCUCAGUUAAACAAGAUGCUGUAGCUGGGAGGAGUUAGAAGGAAUAUAUAGACCAAUGGAUGUGGGCUACAGAUAUAACAGAAUAUGCAGAAAACCCAGAAAUAUGAAUUUGUCUUAGUUUUUUUCUGUAGUGUUUUGAAGUUGUUUCAAAGUAUUUUUUAUUCCCACAUCUCAGUUUAUUGCGGCCUGUACUUCCUCUUACAGCACCAGAUGAAUAUAUGUUUCUUUUUGUCUUUUUCCAGGUGGUUGGAGGUCUCGAUAUACACAAAAAGAUGGUGGUGGAUGUGUGAACACUCCACUGCUUGCUGCCCCCUCCUCUUCCUCAACACUUGCUUUCUCCACCAUCUCUGAAGAUCUGCUCAAGACGUCUGGCAAAACGCUCUCUGUGUAACUCAAUGGAAGUAUUCGCUCUCUCUUUCUCUCUCUCUCUUGCUCUGUGAAGCCACUUUUUCUUUACAAAACCACAGGCCUCGUGAAGCCAACUUUGAAGUGUUAUUGAACUGUAAAUCCUCUCAAUAACCCGGUCGUAGCACUUUGAGAGACUGAAGGACACCCAUUUGUCAUUUGCGCGAGCAUCUGUGAUUGCGGAUGGGAGGGGGGACAGUCGGGGGAAGAGGGCGCCGUAAAGAGCCUGGUUGGCGCAUUCAUAUUUCAUCCUUUUUUUUUUUUUUGUUAAUUGUUAUUUUUGAUAUUUAUUUUUUUGUCUUUUAUAAAGAAGAAAAAAAUACAAGUAUAUCUUUGGUUGUCACGUGAGGGGAAGUGUAUAGUAUUUGAACACUUGACUUACAGUACAACUAGAAAGUAGGGUAUGAAGUGCCAACCAGAACAUAUCCAGAAACCAGUCUGAGUUAUUACCUAUCAUCACCGCUGUCAAUCAUUGUGACAUUUCCAACUGCAAAUGAAAUUUUAGAUUUUCUGUCCUCCAUUUAAGCUUCCACACAUUCGGGAUUACACUAGUGAAGCUUUGGUCACUCCAAGCAAAGAUAUUCAUGUUUUGUUUUGUUUUUGUGGUUGCAAGUUCAAUUUAUACUUAAGAAUGUGUUUAUAUUGUUUAAAAUAAUCCUUGUUUUCCUGUCAUAAAAAUCCUAGGUAAAUAAUUGAAUGCCAAGAAAAUGUCUUUCCAAAAUAAUCUGUGGCUGCAAACUGAUAGAUGGUUUACUCUUGAUGAAGCAUUUUCGCUUUACAGUGUGCAUCCAAAAGACAAUCUGUAAUGCAAAGAACAGGUAGAUGGGAGAUUGUGAGUUUAUUUCAAGACUUCAGUUACAAAAGACAGGCUGGAUAAAUUGGCUAAAAAAAGAGAGGAAUAGUUUAAGGUGAAUUGUGGUGAGAUUAUGCACUGCUUGUGCUGGUUAAAGAGACUUAUCUGCAGGCGUUUUUUUUUUUUUAACUAAUAUGUGUAUAUUAGGUAAUCAAUUGUGCUCAUCCUCUCUGACAGCGAGAGAAGGCUUUUCCUCUGCUUCACUUGAGCCCUUCUGAAAACGUACCUUUCUGAGUACAGCACAGGAUGGGUCAGGGUUUCUCCAACACAACAUAAAGACUUAGAAAUCCUACAUCUUGGCAUUAUCAGAGUGCAGUGGGAUAGACUGGAUAUUGUAGUUUGUUUAUAUUUUGAAAGUGUACAUUUCAUAAGUUGGCUUCUCCCACUUUUUUUUCUGUCAAAAUCACCUCAUUUCUUCCUCUCACAUCAACUGUAAACCAUCAGGGACAAACCCAUAUAUUCAAAUAUUUUAACAUCUAAGGGGAAAUGCUUCCUAUUCUGAAUGGUGUUGGGAAAAAAACAGCUUUUUGUUUUGCUUUGAGGAUGGACUACUGGUUUGAACAGAAGUUUUCGGUCAGAUUCGUGACUCUGGAGUGCUCCGUCGUCCCUUAAUCCCAAAGCUCUGCACGGCUUGGGCCUCCCUGUGCUUGCAUGACAUGGAAAUACAUUUUUUUGUUGUGCAUGUAGAUCAACUUUUUGAAAUAAUCCUCUUGUUUACACAUGAAUGGUGAUGUUAAUAUAUUUAAGAAUUUAAUGGUAUACAAUAUGGAUGUUGCCAAACUUUGGUAAAUGUACACAUAUUAUGAGAGGUAAUCCAAAUGAAAUGAACUACAUGUAACUUUUUUGUAUUUUACCCGGGUCAGCCUGAUGCUUCUAUUCCAGUAAAGUUGCAUAUCUGAUCCUGUCUCAAACUGCCACACACUGUACUCAGCUUAAAGGGGAAAUUUGAUGGGUUUUUUUCUUUCUUUUGUAUAUAAGUAUUUGUUAAAUGCAGUUCUGGCUCUCUGUUCUCUGUAUAGUUCAGACCGCGCUUUAGUUUGUAAGUGCUUCUUUUUCUCUAAGGGACUUGGGUUCUUUUUAGUUUGUGUGGGGCUAUCUGAAAGAUAUAAGUUUGAGAAUCUUUUUUUUCCUUUUUCUGCAUGCUGCAUCUUAUGCUGUGGGACUGUUGGAAAGUUGAUACUGUAUGAAAAUUAAAUACAAUUUAAAUAAACUUUGAAAUGUUGAAAGUAA
Messenger RNA from Xyrichtys novacula (pearly razorfish), 36916 nucleotides. The record is from the annotation of a GenBank genome assembly. NCBI's taxonomy places the organism in Eukaryota, Metazoa, Chordata, Actinopteri, Labriformes, Labridae.